AUGCAUCCCCGGCGGCUGUCGGCGCGGGCCCGGGUUUUACCCAGCCAAUAUCCGCCAGGCGGCACUCCGCCGCCAACCAUCGAAACACAGAGCAACAAUCCGUCACCUGACCCGUUACUUUGGCUAAGAGCAAAUAACAAAUCUAAUAAAGAAGAAUCGACCCCAAUCGACUGGACCACAGCCACACCAACAAUCGGCUCCGCAACGAGCAGCGACAUGAACGCUGAAAAUCGCUACAACUACACCGCAUUUACAGAAUCCGUGCACACGAAAUCACAAUGGGACAGCACGAACAACAAAACCUGCACACCGUACAUGAAAAAACACCCUUUCCCCGCGUCGCCCCCGGCUCAGGAAGUUCCGGAGAUACUCGAUGAGUCCCCGACGGUUGCCGGCGCGGGGAACCCGGGGCCUUCCCGGGUAAGUUCCAACAGUCCUGAUACUCGAUCGGAACCAUCUGUCGCACCUUAUCUUCCUUCAGGGUCCGACGAUACAAAACCAGCCACACUAACGUCAAAGCUCAAAGUCCACGAAGAAACCAUCAGACCUGCAGACGGUAACAACAAAACCUGCUCACCGCGCAGCAAAAAAGCUCCCUCCCCGUGUCGCCCCCGACUCGGGAAGUGCCGGAGUCAUCCGAUGAGUCCCCGACGGUUGCCGGCACGGGGAACCCGGGACCUUCCCGGCAAAAAAAGCUCCCUCCCCGUGUCGCCCCCGACUCGGGAAGUGCCGGAGUCAUCCGAUGAGUCCCCGACGGUUGCCGGCACGGGGAACCCGGGGCCUUCCCGGAAACACCAACGACAGACCAAAGACCCUCUGAACGCACACCCGCGGCGAACUCGUCAUCACCCGUACCUCUAA
Molecule: messenger RNA, 861 nt
Organism: Topomyia yanbarensis
Lineage: Eukaryota; Metazoa; Arthropoda; Insecta; Diptera; Culicidae
Exons: 5
Coding region: 1-861 (286 amino acids)
Source: RefSeq, a predicted model, not a curated record